AUGCCAACAGACGCUGAUAAUAAGCGCCAAGCUGCGCGCGAUGUGAUUGAUAUUUUAGAGGAUAUCUCCAAGAUCUUGAACACCAACUUAACUCGCACGGAACUAUCUCUAUGCGUCUCCCUGAUUGAGAAUGGCGUCAAUCCUGAUGCUCUUGCGGCUGUGGUGAAGGACCUGCGCAAGGAGUCGGCGACUGUCAAUCGCGGCCAGUAG
Molecule: messenger RNA, 210 nt
Organism: Penicillium odoratum
Lineage: Eukaryota; Fungi; Ascomycota; Eurotiomycetes; Eurotiales; Aspergillaceae
Product: mitotic-spindle organizing protein 1
Exons: 3
Coding region: 1-210 (69 amino acids)
Biological process (GO): mitotic spindle assembly; microtubule nucleation by interphase microtubule organizing center; gamma-tubulin complex localization
Cellular component (GO): interphase microtubule organizing center; centrosome; gamma-tubulin ring complex
Source: RefSeq, a predicted model, not a curated record